Molecule: messenger RNA, 1697 nt
Organism: Mercurialis annua (annual mercury)
Lineage: Eukaryota; Viridiplantae; Streptophyta; Magnoliopsida; Malpighiales; Euphorbiaceae
Product: B3 domain-containing transcription factor VRN1-like
Exons: 7
Coding region: 250-1581 (443 amino acids)
Molecular function (GO): DNA binding
Source: RefSeq, a predicted model, not a curated record
UUUUGUGAUGAAAUACAAAAAAAUUAUGAAUUGGACGAUGUCGUUUACAGCUGCGUUUGAUAGCAACAACGCUCAUUAUCUGUUUGAUAAAAUUCCUCAAUGAAAUUUCCAUUCAACUGAGUGAAAAUGCUGAGACAACACGUGAAGAAUCAAACUCUGCUUAAUCACUCUCUUAUUUUCCGAUGAUUCACUAUAUAUUGUGGCAGAGCUGCGUAGCUUCGAAAUCCCGAAAUAGUAAGCUUUUUACGAAUGAAUUCUUGUCCUCUAAGAGACGACGGAAAGCCGAUGAUGUUCACAUCAAAGACACCCCAAUUUUUCAAGAUAAUUCUUGGUGAUGGAAAGCUUUGCAUUCCAAGAAAAUUUGUCAGACUGUAUGGAAACAAUCUGCCAAAUUCCGUAAUCCUGAAAGUUCCAAGUGGUGCGAAAUGGAAAAUAGAAUUAACGAAAUCUGCUGGUGAGAUUUGGUUUCAGAAUGGCUGGCAAGAGUUUGUUAAGUAUUACUCUAUAGCUUAUGGAUCCUUUUUAAUUUUUCAAUACGAUCAAACAAAUUCUGAAUUCAAUGUAACGAUAUUUGAUACGAGUACGUUAGAAAUAGAUUAUCCAUUCGAUGUCACUAACAGAAACAAGGAAGAGUCUCAUCUUGAGAAACAGUUUCGUGACGAAGCUGAAAUCUUGAAUCACAAAACAAAAGGGAAAUCACCAUUAAUAUCUUCUCACCCUCCUAAUAAGAAAAUCAAGCUAGAGAGGUCCGCCCGAAAAGAAGAAGGAAAUAGAGCAGAAACAUUGGCAGCUGAAGCAAAAGCUGCAGCAGCUUCUAAUUUUCAAUCUAAAAAUCCUUUCUUCAUGGUUGCAAUGUACCCAUCAUUUCUUCACUGGGGUGAUAAUUAUAGACCGUCUAUACCAGCAAACUUUGUAAAGCAAUAUUUCAGCAAGUUACAAGGCAGUGCCAUCCUUAGUAUUGAUGGGAAUUUAUGGCCUGUUGAGUACAAGUAUUACGUCUCUGUCCGAAAAACAGAAGCAAAAUUGAAUAAAGGUUGGAAAGAAUUUGCAAUCCGAAAUCAUAUAGAAAUUGGAGAUGUUUGCGUCUUUGAACUGAUUGACCCUACUAAUACUACAUUAAAAGUUACCAUUUUUCGACAUAUCAAAGAAGCUAUUAAGAGCCCAUCGCUUGGAAACAAGAAGAAAAUAAAACAAGAAGAGAGUUGUGGCGAUGAGAAGACUGCCCCCAGGCAUUUAUGCUCAGAUUUUUCUAAAGCUGUUGAAGCUGCCAACAAAUUUACAUCGGUGAAACCGUUCUUCAAAGCGAGUAUAUCAGCUGGCGCUAGUUCAGUGUAUGUGCCAUCAGAAUUUGCGAUGAAAUACAGCAAGAAAAGCGGAGAGAAUGUAUGGUUACAAAUUGGAAACAGAAAGUGGGCUGUCAAAUUAAUUAUCAACCGCGCAUCUUAUGGUUGGUUGUCUGCAGGAUUUAGUUUAUUUGGAAAAGAAAAUUGUCUGAAAGAAGGAGAUGUUUGCAUUUUUGAGUUGAUGAAUGCUGAAAUGCUUCUGCUAAAAGUUUCCAUUUUCAGAAAUGUUGAGAAAUAAUUUGUAUGGUUUUUUUAUGCUAAAACUGAUAUGUUAUGCCAACCAACUUUUUUGGUUCUGUAAUUAUUUAGAAAUUGUGGGCAAUGGAUGAUUUAAUAGAGUCUAAAGUUUGUGGA